Molecule: messenger RNA, 2487 nt
Organism: Pelmatolapia mariae (spotted tilapia)
Lineage: Eukaryota; Metazoa; Chordata; Actinopteri; Cichliformes; Cichlidae
Product: protein NLRC3-like
Exons: 7
Coding region: 1-2487 (828 amino acids)
Biological process (GO): intracellular signal transduction
Source: RefSeq, a predicted model, not a curated record
AUGGAUAAAUGUGAGGACAGAGAGGAGGGAGUCCCUCCCUGUAAAACCACUCUGUGUGGGGAACAUGAGAGCCAGACCAAAACUCAGAGGAAGCAACCUGGACCUCCAGCCAGCUGUGUGACCUUAGAGAGUGACUGGUCUGAAGAUCGCCCCAUUAACUUUACAGGACACCAAUCAUCUGCAGCAGACAGUGAUUCCUUCAGAGAUUCCACCAGGAAAACUCAAAAGGUUCCCAGUGGUUGGUCUGCACAGGAACACCAAACACACCUGGACUCCAUAUUUAUUCUUCUGGAGGACAAAAUCAUCACUUUUGUGAAGACUGAGCUGAAGAAGAUCCAGAAGAUUUUGAGUCCAGCUUGCCCAGAAUGGUCAGAGAGACAGAUGGACGAUGAGGAUGUGUUGACGAGGAGCAGCAGAGAGGCGUUUCUAAAAAUCACACUGAACUUCCUGAGGAAAAUGAAGCAGGUGGACCUGGUUGACCUACUGCAGGGAUCGCCUAUUGGAGCUUUUCAAAGUCAUAUAAAGUCUGUUUUGAAGAAGAAGUUCCAGUGUGUGUUUGAGGGGAUUGCUAAAGCAGGAAAUCCAACCCUUCUGAAUCAGAUCUACACAGAGCUCUACAUCACAGAGGGAGGGACUGCAGAGGUCAAUGAUGAACAUGAGGUCAGACAGAUUGAAUUGGCAUCCAGGAAACCAGACAGACCAGAAACAACAAUCAGACAAGAAGACAUCUUUAAAGCCUCACCUGGAAGAAAUGAACCAAUCAGAACAGUCCUGACAAAGGGAGUGGCUGGCAUUGGGAAAACAGUCUUAACACAGAAGUUCACUCUUGACUGGGCUGAAGACAAAGGCAACCAGGACAUCCAGUUCAUAUUUCCAUUCACUUUCAGAGAGCUGAAUGUGCUGAAAGAGAAAAAGUUCAGCUUGGUGGAACUUGUUCAUCACUUCUUUACUGAAACCAAAGAAGCAGGAAUCUGUAGCUUUGAAAACUUCCAGCUUGUGUUCAUCUUUGAUGGUCUGGAUGAGUGUCGACUUCCUCUGGACUUCCACAAAACUAAAAUCUUAACUGACCCUAGAAAGUCCACCUCAGUGGAUGUGCUGUUGAUAAACCUCAUCAGGGGGAACCUUCUACCUUCUGCUCACCUCUGGAUAACCACACGACCUGCAGCAGCCAAUCAGAUUCCUCCUGGGUCUGUUGACAUGGUGACAGAGCUCAGAGGGUUCACUGACCCACAGAAGGAGGAGUACUUCAGAAAGAGAUUUAGAGAUGAAGAGCAGGCCAGCAGGAUCAUCUCCCACAUCAAGACAUCACGAAGUCUCCACAUCAUGUGCCACAUCCCAGUCUUCUGUUGGAUCACUGCUACAGUUCUGGAGGAUUUGCUGAAAACCAGAGAGGGAGGCAAGCUUCCCAUGACCCUGACUGAGAUGUACAUUAAUUUCCUGGUGAUUCAGGGCAAAGUGAAGAAGGUCAAGUUUGAUGGAGGAGCUCACAUGGAUCCACACUGGAGUCCAGAGAGCAGGAAGAUGAUUGAGUCUCUGGCAAAACUGGCUUUUGAUCAGCUGCAGAAAGGAAACCUGAUCUUCUAUGAAUCAGACCUGACAGAGUGUGACAUCGAUAUCGAAGUAGCCUCAGUGUACUCAGGAGUGCUCACACAGAUCUUUAAAGAGGAGAGAGGACUGUACCAGGACAAGGUGUUCUGCUUCAUCCAUCUGAGUGUUCAGGAGUUUCUGGCUGCUCUUCAUGUCCAUCUGACCUUCAUCAAUUCUGGACUCAACUUGCUGGAAGAACAACAGGAAACCCCCCAGAAGUCUGAAACAAGAGAAUCUGCAGCAGCAUACUUCUACCAUUGUGCUGUGGACAAGUCAUUACUGAGUCUAAAAGGACACCUGGACCUGUUCCUCCGCUUCCUCCUGGGUCUUUCGCAGCAGACCAAUCAGCAUCCCCUGCAAGGCCUGCUGACAAAGAGAGAAAGUAUCUCACAGACCAGUCAGGAAAUAGUGCAGUAUAUUGAGAAAAAACUCAGUGAGAAUCUGUCUACAGAAAAAAGCAUUAAUCUGUUCCACUGUCUGAAUGAACUGAAUGAUCGUUCUCUAGUGGGGAAGAUCCAACAGUCGCUGAGUUCAGGUAGUCUUUCCACAGAUAAACUGUCUCCUGCUCAGUGGUCAGCUCUGGUCUUCAUCCUACUAUCAUCUGAAAAAGAUCUGGAUGUGUUUGACUUGAAGAAAUUCUCUGCUUCAGAGGAGGCUCUUCUGAGGUUGCUGCCAGUGGUCAGAGCCUCCAACAAAUCUCUAUUGACUGUCUAUAACCUCUCCGAAAUAGGAUGGAAAUCUCUGUCCUCAGUUCUCAGCUCACAGUCAUCUAGUUUGAGAGAACUGGACCUGAGUAUCAAUGGCCUUGAGGAUUCAGGAUUGGACCUUCUGUCUGACGGACUGGAGAAUCCACACUGUAAAUUGAAAACUCUCAGGUUAGAUAAAACUGAGUGUCUGUAG